Messenger RNA from Orbilia oligospora ATCC 24927, 1656 nucleotides. RefSeq lists its product as uncharacterized. The coding region runs from base 1 to 1656 and encodes 551 amino acids. Lineage: Eukaryota; Fungi; Ascomycota; Orbiliomycetes; Orbiliales; Orbiliaceae. Gene Ontology annotation, cellular component: membrane. The transcript is spliced from 4 exons. Gene Ontology annotation, biological process: carbohydrate transport; transmembrane transport. Gene Ontology annotation, molecular function: carbohydrate:proton symporter activity. The record is from RefSeq and is a predicted model, not a curated record.
AUGGGUCUCUUUCACAGUGAACGGUUCAGCGAUAUCAAAGCCGUGGCUUCGGGCCCGGUGAUAACCAUUGGUUUAACCGCUAGCAUGGGAGGCUUCCUCUUUGGAGCUGAUACCGGUCAGAUUUCUGGUUUUCUGAUCAUGCGAGACUUCCUCCGUCGCUUCGCCCAAUACAAACCUGAAGAAGAAGAAAAGAACGGCGUACCCUACGGUUUCAAUAAUGUUCGUGAAGGUCUAAUUGUCGGUCUUCUCUCCAUCGGGUGUCUCAUCGGAGCCUUAAUAGCUGCUCCAAUCUCCAACCGCCUGGGUCGUCGCAUGGCAAUGAUCGUCCUCUGCGGUGUUUUCUUGAUCGGAAACACAGUCCAAGUGGCCUCUUUCCACGCAUGGUACCAAGUCAUGAUCGGAAGGUUCAUCUGCGGUCUCUCUGUCGGUGGUCUGUCGGUAUUAGUACCCGUUUACGUCUCCGAAACAGUCCCAAAACAGAUUCGUGGAGCUUUAGUGGCUACAUACCAGCUCUUUGUUACCAUGGGUAUCUUGACUUCAUACUGUGUUAAUCUUGGAACCAGUCAUGUUGAUGAUACUCCUUGGUCUUGGAGGGGCGCUUUGAUUGUUGGUUAUCUCUGGGCUUUGGUGUUGAUGGGUGGAAUGUUCGUUCUUCCAGAAACUCCUAGAUAUCUUCUCUCUCAGGGGAGGAAAGAGGAUUGUAUUAAGGCUCUUAAAUGGAUCGCAGGAAAGAAGAAUAAGAAUAACAAUGCUAUGAUCGAAUCACAGUACCAGGAGAUGUCAUCAGCCAUCCACGAGGAAAAAAGUUUUGCAAAGAAGUCGUUCUUCAGCAGCUUUGAUCCCAAGGACAAGAUCCUGUACCGAACUCUUCUCGGAUUUGGUCUCCAGAUGUUCCAGCAGUUGACUGGUGCCAAUUAUUUCUUCUACUACGGUACAACAAUUUUCCAAUCUGUCGGCCUCACAAACCCUUAUGUCACCCAAAUCAUCCUUGGCGGUGUCAACGUCGUCUCCACUUUUCCAGGCCUCUGGUUUAUCGAACGUUACGGCCGUCGUAAGCCACUGAUAUUCGGUGGUCUAUGGCAAUGCGCUUGGCUCAUUGUUUUCGCCGCAGUAGGCUCUGAAGCCGAUCCUAACAGCUCUACCGUCGGCUCAAUCCUCAUUCUCAGCGCCUGUAUGUUCAUCUUCGGUUUCGCAUCUACGUGGGGACCGGGUGUCUGGGUAGCCAUCGGCGAGAUUUUCCCGUUGCGAGUCAGAUCCCACAGCGCAUCAUUCGCCACAGCCGGUAAUUGGUCUUGGAACUUCUUGCUCGCGUUUUUCACGCCAUAUAUUACUUCAUCAAUUGGAUAUCGAUACGGAUACGUGUUUGCGGGGUGUAAUUUGAUUGGUGUUCUCAUGGUUUUCUUCUUCUACUACGAGAGUUCGAAUUUGACAUUAGAGCAGGUUGAUGAGAUGUACUGUGAUAGGAGUACCAAGCCGUGGAAGAGUGGUAGCUGGGUUCCUAGAGGAUAUGCUAGCAGGAGAGAAGCAGCGGAGUCAGAGAAGGAAAGGGCGGUCGUUGAUGCGGGGCUUAGAGAGGAUGCUACGCAUAUUGAGAAUAGGGGUCGCAAUGGAUCGAUUGAUACACACACUACUAAGGAGAGUGUGAACGCUAUCUAA